This is a messenger RNA of Etheostoma cragini (Arkansas darter), 1118 nucleotides long. RefSeq names its product protein kinase (cAMP-dependent, catalytic) inhibitor gamma (gene pkig). Gene Ontology annotation, cellular component: nucleus; cytoplasm. The coding region runs from base 306 to 539 and encodes 77 amino acids. Gene Ontology annotation, biological process: negative regulation of cAMP-dependent protein kinase activity. The record is from RefSeq and is a predicted model, not a curated record. The transcript is spliced from 3 exons. NCBI's taxonomy places the organism in Eukaryota, Metazoa, Chordata, Actinopteri, Perciformes, Percidae. Gene Ontology annotation, molecular function: cAMP-dependent protein kinase inhibitor activity.
GACACGGAUAACUCCAUUUUGGAAAACAGCUGUUUGAAGACACAACCUUUUUCUCGUUGUUUGCAGACGGUACCCCGAGAAAAACACCCAAGCUUUAACACACACACACACACACCCCUCUCUCUCAUCACCACCACAUUUUUUUUAUCCACACUAUCGGUCUAGUUCGGCGUUAUUGCUGCUUUUUUUUGUCCGACUGCCAGGAAACUUAACUGGGGGAUCCAUGGUGUUCCGUUUCCAUUGUAACAAGUGGAUAACAGGAGGCGACCCGACCAAGGUGUAAUGAGAGCGCUGGUCAUGGACAGAUGAUGGACGUGGAGACGUCGUACUCAGACUUCAUCAACUGUGAUCGCACAGGCCGCAGGAACGCAGUGCCCGACAUCGCCGGGAAGGGGGAGGCAGCGGCCAGCACCAGUGAACUCACCAAAGACCUGGCAGAGAUGGACCUGAAGGCUGCAGGCGACCCGGGGGCCUCCCCAGCCACUGAGGCCGAGGGCUCCACCAGCCAAGAUGCCCAGGGAGGCGGAGGCCCGUCCUAAACGCAGCCAGAGGCCGAAGGGGGGAGGGGGGGAGGCCCGAUCCAAGGAGUGCAAAGUAGAAAGGAAGCAAGCGAAAGUGGAGAGACAUGGAGAAAGGAAAAGAGUGUAUAUCGGUCGUCCAAUGUGGACACGAGGACACCUUCGCUCACUGCCAGCCUGUUUGGAGCUUCAGCGGCCCGAAUGGACGCCUUCUCAUGGGGUCUGGUUGUAGAAGGGACAGCCUAGAUGCUUCAUUCUCUGUUGGUCAUUUAUAUUCCCGACGAGGCGAAGAAAGCACAGAAAACCUUGCAUUUACGUCUGAAGAGGGACUGAGCUGAGUUCAUUUCUAGCACUCGAAACAUUUGUUCCAACCUGAAUAUGGAGCUGUGUCGUAGAGGUCGUAUUCAUAAUCAUCCGUUUGUCAGUUUUUCUUUCUAUGUACAUGUAUGCGUGUGUGUUUGUGACCCUCUUGUCCUUUUUUUUUCAGUAACAAACAUAAUCGCCAUUAUACUGUUGUGUACGGACUUCAUAUUUAUUGAUUAAUGUUCGGUGAUAACUUUGUGAUAGCAAUUUUCUUAGUGUAAUAAAAAAAUGUAUGAA